This is a messenger RNA of Blepharisma stoltei, 10386 nucleotides long. The record is from the annotation of a GenBank genome assembly. NCBI's taxonomy places the organism in Eukaryota, Ciliophora, Heterotrichea, Heterotrichida, Blepharismidae.
AUGGCUUCUAAACUUGAAAGUUGGUGGUCUGGGUCUUACCCAGCCUUUUCAAUGAAACACUAUGAGACUUGGCUCAUCUAUAAUAAACUCAUCUCAGCAGUCUCAGCAGAGGAACAUUUCACCAAAACAACUGAAACAGGUCAAGAGGCCUAUUGGGUAAUUGACAAUUGCGAUAUCUAUGAGUGGUUCGACUCAACAAGCCAAACUGGGGAAAAGUUUGGGCACGACAAGAACUCAGAUACUUGGUUUUACGAGCAUUGGUUCGUAGAAGAAGGCAUUCACAUUGUUGCAAAAACUUGGCAUAAGUGCCCAAUAUAUAUAACAAUGGUAUGGUGCAUUGACGUCCUCUUAAGGCUUGCUCUGUGAGCUCAUGUUAGCGGGACCUUUUGGAAGAGAUGGGAGAGCUUAAAAGAUUUGUGUCCACAGAUUUUUGGGCAUUUUAGAUGGAGCGCAAUACUGGGAUGACCAUGAUAAGCCAGGACUCUCACCCUAAAUGGUAUUUUUGCUGGUGGCGAGGUAAAACUGUAGCUGGAAGGCUCUAAAGAGAGUUUUGUUCCGUCUGGAAAUAUCUAGCACAAUAUCAUGAGCUCCAUUUUCAUCAACAACUCGGGUAGGUUUUUUUUUUAAAUUUUCUGGUAGGCUUAUAGCGAGUAAAUGACCCAGCUUCUCUGACUUCUGGUAGCAAGUGCAGACACUCGUCCACGAGAACAAAACAAUGGAAUGUCCUGUUUGACUGGCAAGUAAGUGGUGGAAUGAUAAUUAGAGGCAAGUAGUGAUCUUCAGGCCCAUCGGGACUUCUUGAUAAGUAAUUUUAGUUUUUUUAUUUUAUGGUAUAAGUACCCACAUGAAUGGGGUGUGGUGAUCAAAUACCUCCCUGACCACGAAGUUCAUACCACCUGGGAGCUUGGACCAAUCGUUAAAAGCUUUGAAGAGUCCACGAAGAUAGGAGAUGUCACUAAUGGAACCAAACAAUGUGUUAGAUGCACUCCUGAAGGUCUUGAAGAUUACACUGAAAAAUUCUGGAGUGACCCAACAAGGUUAUUUUUUUUUAUCUAUAAAAAAGACUUUUUAUAUAAUUUUUUACUAAAUUUCUGGUUAUAUAUUUUUUUUAAUAUUAAUCUUAAUUCCCAACAAGCUCAGGAAAGGAAAAGGUCUGGACUUUAGGCACAUCUAGAGGAGAAGAAAAAGAAUACCAAGAAGGAGACAAGAAAUGGGGAGAAAGCUGGAAAGAUGACCCAGAUUUCGAUUUCAAUGAGAAAAAAGAAUGGAAACAGGAAGGUGACAAAUACACUGGGCUCGAUACUGGCAAGAAAGGAGAUCUCAGCUGGGAAGAAAAAAGAGAGAAAACUCCUGAACACGAAUCUCAAGAAAAAACUUGGACUCGUGGAGACAAGAAAUGGGGUUUCGUCAAAGACAAAAAACCUGACCAAGCAUACAAGAUGGAUUGGGAAGGCAAAAAACCAGAAGUCGGCACCGAAGGCGCAAAAGCUGCAGUUGCUAUGGAAAGAGCUAAAAUGGUCGUCCCACUUACCGAUCUUUUCAGAAAGUGUUUAUGUUUAUUAAACUUAUUCAGAAGUCCGCUGUAUUCCUAUCUCCCCUGACUUUCCUUUCACCUGGCUGCCAAUUUGUGCACAAAAUCUCAAAGGUUGCUCCUUCCAGGAAGAAGUCUUGUACUCGCUCCCUGAUAUUUGGGUGAUUCGUGUUGCUAUGCUAUACGCCGAGAAAGGUUGCCCACUAUGGAAAAAUCAAUAAUAGGAUUGAAUUUUCUUGUUGGCUCUUGGUCAAAUAAAAAUCCGAAGUUCAGGGCAUAACUCCUGGUUUAACAUUGGAAAAUAGCCCAAAUGGCCUCUGAUGUUGCUGGGAAAUCCAGCUCCAACUCUCGGCUUCGUUCACAUCUGAGUGAUCUUGGAGUAUAACUUGUGGUUGUCUACUCGAUAUUGCGCUUCACCAAACCGAAAAAAAGGCAAGAUAUAUGUCCCGAAUGCAAACUUCCUCCCGUGGUGUCUGGCGCGAUUCGAGAACGAAGCCAGUUGGAUGCAUCAAAGAUGGUGGGUUGGUUGCCACGCCAUUUCAAUAUAUUCUUUCAGAAAGCAAAAAGCCGAAGUUGAUGCAUCUCAAGACACCUUGAAAAGCUUAGUCGCUAUGACUCCUGACCUUCAAGAAGAGGCUGCAAAGCUAGCUGACGCCAUCAGUGCUUUAGAAGAUCCAAAUUUCGACGAUCCUCUUUCAAUUGUUGCCAAACUUAAUGAACUUACUGAUCUCCAAAAUAAGCUAGAAGACCUCAAACAAAAAUCGUUCAAAGGUAUUUCUGACCAAAGUGUCACCUCAGCUCAGCUUAAUAAAAUCCUUGACGCUGAUGAUGCAAUUGUCUCUGCCCUUCUACCUAUCAUUAAGCCAGAUAGAGUUCAUCCUUUCCUCCACGAGCACGCUGGAGUCAAAAAAGACAGAGAAAACGCAGUUUCACUACAAGACGGAGUUCACGUCAACGAUAGAUACCAAAACCUUGCAAAAUCUCUUAUUAAGAUGAUUGGAGUUGGCACUUUUGACGGAGAAGAAACUCCUGAAGAAACCCAAGCUAUCAAUAACAAGCUUGCAAGACCUAUCAAAGAACUUGCUGAUACCCUUCACAAAGGAGAAAGCACUUUGGAUAAGAUUGAAGCCAACUACAAGCCUAAUGAUGAAAUUACUCAACAAAUCAGAGCUGGCCAACACCAGAGACUUGCAGAAAUCGAUGAAGGUAUCGCUAGUGGCCAAAGGUAUAACAUCUUGAUUGACCAAAUCUUCAGACUUGCUAGAGACCAAGAAGACUUCAAGAGAGAACUCAUGGGUGAAGACCUUGUUCAGAAAAUCGCCGAUAUUAGUGCUAAAGAUGCAGAACUCGCCAAAGAACUCGCAGUGACCCUUGAAAAGCCUGAACUUCCUAUUAUUAAGACUUUGUCUGAGCUAGAAGUUCCUAAUCAACUCGCUCCUCAAGUCGAAAAGCUUGGCAGAUGGACAAAUGUACUCAGAGCUUUAUUAGGUAAACUUAUUGGCAUGGACGAUGACACCGCUAAUGAAGACAACCAAGAAAUCAACGACUCAAUCAAAAAGAGAGGUAAAGGAGAAUGCGUUCUUCCUUAUGACCCAGUCACUCUUCUCAAGUUCUUAUUAGUUAACGGGAAAAUCACCCAAGAUGCAGUUUCUCGCAACAUUAAAGAUUUAGCUGAAGGAGUUGGUGACGAAAGUGACCAAGAACAAGCCAAUGAAGUCUGUGAGCAAGGAAUCAAUUCAGUAACUGGAGUUGUCCCUGACACUGCAAGAGAAGCGCUUAUCACUAUUAAGACCACCAUUGAAGAGCUGUUCCCAGCCAUUUCAAAUGAAGAAGAACUUUUGGAAUUUUUGAUUCAAAAAUCCAAAGAUGCUGUCAGUCAAGCAGCAAGCUCAGGUGGAGCAGGAGGCAGAAGACCUAAAGCUGUAAGAGUCAGGUCCAAGAAAGGAGCAGGCCCACAGUCAGCUAUCGACAUCACUGAUUUAGCCACUGAAUCUGUCAAAGACUCCUUCGAAACCUUAGAAGGCAUGGGUGCUCUGAUCUAUGGAAGCAAACCAAAUAUUGACGAGAGAGUCAGCGAGCUUAGAAAGUUCAAGGAUGAGGUCAACAACAAUAUGCAAGAAAACAGAACCAACAUGGAAACUGUCAGUGACGUUUUCAAUGUCCUCAAUGACUUGGAAAAAGAAAAGAGAGAAUUCGUAAUGGCUCCUGAUAUUUUCAAGAACUUAUAUACAACUCUUAAUAAGGCUCACAGACUUGUUGACAAUGGUUCGAAAUUCUUCAAUGUCCCUGUCCCUCCUGAAGUUGAAGAACUUAAAGACAAGCCGGCCGAAAACCUUGCCGACUUGACAAAGAGAAUUGGGUACAUCAUUAACGUCUACUUCAGAAUGACUGGACUCCCUGAAGAUGACGAAAACGUUGACGCAGCAGUUGCAGCUUUGACCAAGAAGCAAACAGCAGCUUCAUUGCCAUUUGACCCAGUUGAACUUCUCCAUUCCCUCAGAAUGAAAAAGGAUAACGAUACUGACAGACUUCUCUGGCUUGCUGGACUUGUAGGAAGCGAUGAACAGCUUGCAGAAGCCAAAGACCUCGUCAAUAGUAUCCACGAAGCCGUCCAUGAUGAAAUUCCAGACAACAAUACCAGAGCUCUUGAACUUUUGGAUGAUUACUUGAAGACUUACCCAGAACUUGAGAAAGAAGUUGAAAGAAGACUAACUCCCCCCCCUCCCGUGAGCGAACAAAACCAUUAGAAAAAUCGCCAUUUUUUGACCAAAAACCCACCCUCCGUGAGUGAACAAAAAUUUUUUUAAUAGAAAAAAUUUUAAUGGAAAAAAAAUUUUUUGAUAUAUAAGUGAUAAUUAGUAUAAUGAAAUCUAGAGCUAAUUCUGUUUAAUUUUAAACAAAUUGCGUUUUAAAACAUAAAUUUUGCAAAUUAAAUUAAUAUUUGCUUCCCAAUUUUUGCAAAUUAGGAUUGUUUUAAAAUUUCGAAAAAAAAUAUUUUUUAUAAAAUUUAUAUAUAAAUUUUUUUUUAAAAAAAAAAAAUUAACCCCCCUCCGUGAGCGAACAAAAUUUUUUUGUUCGCUCACGGAGGGGGGGGGGGGAGUAAGAGAUUUGUUGGACCAACUCAUGGUCAAAUUGAGAGAACAAGAGCCAAGUGAAGAUGAAAUUAAGUCGAUUUUGACUACACUUGAAAACUUGAACUUAGCAUCUAAGAAGUUAUAUGAAAAAGCAAGCGUUGCUGAACACCCAGAACUUGAUACACUUGUGGCUAGAAAGGAUAAAGUACCAACUGAACCUCACCAAUUGAUGCCUUAUUAUACUGAACUUGCCGCUGAUUGGUCUGAAUUCAACCUUAAUGAGAUUACCAAAGAUGGACCACCAGUCACUGAUGAAGAAGCUAGACAAGUUCACUAUGGAGUUAGCAAGAAGAUGAAACUUCACCCAGUUGUUAAGCUAACUCUUCUCCUAUGUAGAAGAGCGAAACAAAUGAAAAAAAUUGGAAAAAACUCUCAUUGAGAGCUUUAUUUUAUAAAAUAAAUGUAAUAUGCAAGUAAUUAUUAUAUUGAAGUAGCUAGCUAAUUCAACUUGCAUUCUAAAAUAUAAAUUUAACAAAUUAAAUUAAAUUUUAAUUUUUAAGAAUUAAAUUAAUAAAUACAUUAUUAAAGCAAAUUAACCCUUCUUUAAAUGUUUUGCUCGUUUAGGAACGAGGAGAAUAAGAGAAAUCAAGCCAUUCUUCGCUGGUCCAGAUCAUAACGAUGUCGCGAAAUUCAUUGUUUAUCUAAAUAAAGCUGUUGGAAUCCUCUCCCAAGCUCACCCUCACGAUGAGCAAGCUCUUAUUGACAAAUGCAGCAGGAGAUUUGAGAAGCUUACUGAGCUGACUCCUAAACGCGUAGGAAGACUCGCCACAAGAUACAGCAAAUUAAUUCUUAGACUCCUAGCUAAACUCCUAGAAAAGCCAGUCGAUGAAGUAAUCACCGAACUUGAAGAUCAAGCCACUACCACAGUUACUCAAAGAACUGGUAGCAAGACCUUCUCCACUGUCCUCUGGACUGAAAUUCUCAAAGGACAAGGACUUGAUGUCAACGCCGAGCUUAUUUGCGAAGCCUACAACAGAGAGCAAGCAAUGGCAAUCCCAGUCAUUGAAGCCAUGACCAAGUACUUCGGCACUCCUGAUAACAAGGUUGUUGAGAAGAACUUGAAAGCUAAGUCAGAAGACGUUCUGAAAGAAGACCACGCACCUAAGAUUGAGCAUUACGCUGGACUAAGGCUAGAGCAAAGCAGGUUGGUUAUGAGCUUAAAUGAUAAGGUCAUGAGCGUCUUAGAAAGACUAAGAGACAUCGACAGCGAUAAAGCAAGAACUGUCAAGGGGUCCAUCACUGAAACUGAAAUGGUUAUCCCAGAGGGAGAAGAUCUUCUUAAAGCUCAACUCAACCUCUUCAAGCAAAAAGAAGAUGAGUACUCAGCCCAGGAACUUGACAACGUCGUUGACUUAGUCUUAAGGCUGCUUGGAAGAAUCAACUUAGAAAGAGAGCUCCAAAAACUGAGAGAUGCAGCCAAGCCUAAAGAUAACAGGGAAGCUGAAACCAUUGAAAUGCUCAGAGCUAUCGAAGAGGCUGAAUUCAAGUCAAUUAAAGGAUCUUAUUCAACUCUUCAAACACUUGUCUCUCAAUUGUUCCCAAGCUUAGAAGCUGAUAUUACUCCUCUCAAGGCUCUCACUGAUCCUUCAGGAGUAGCAACUACAAUUCCUCAGUUAGCAAGCUCUAUCCUAGGUGGAUUUGACAACGCAAACACUAUUGAGCAAAAGAAGCAAUCAUUACUCAAUGACACUCCAAUUAAAGGAAAACUUGCAGAUUUAAUUAAAUUAAUUGCAGAAUCAGCAAGCGCUGAUGAUACCGAAACUGAUACAGUCUUCGCAGGACUUUUCAGAUUAUGUGGAUCAUCUGACGAUAAGGCCCAAGCCAAAGAUCUCAAAGAAGCAAGAGCCCUUCAACAAGGUGAGCCAAACACCAUCACUGAUUCACUUGACUUGGUUUCAACCAAUAUCAGCAAACUCCUUCCUUCCAGACAAUCACAAACCAAACUCCAAAGCAAGCUUGUCAAAGAGGCUGGAGGACUCAGAUCAAGCAUUGAUGACGUUGAUAUCCAAACUGAAGAUUUGCUAAAGAAGGCUAUAAGAGAAACAGCAAACACCAUUUCUUCUGACGAUGCCAAGACUAAAGAUGCUCUCGACAAGGUUAAGAAAGCAAUUGAAAAGAUCGAAGAAGAGUCGCCAGCUAACAUGCCAGAAGUCAUUCAAAGAGUUAUUCUAUAGUCGUCAUUAAUAGGAGUAAUAAUUUACUUUUACGAGAAAAUACACAUUUAUAGUAAAAUGCAUACUGAUAGACUUGAUCAAUGGGAGAAACUAGAAAGGCUUAGAAAAGAUUUAAGAGAAAGACUUUCUAAAGAAAUCAACAGACUCAAAGGAGAUGUCCAAGACAAACUCAACGAGCUGCAAACCACCAAGGCUACCUUUGAAGGCCAAAAAGUCCAAUACGAAGCCCAAAUUCACUUACUCCAAAACUCAGUCGAGCAAAACUCCAAACUAGUUGAAAAAUUAACUCAAGAAUCAGCUGAUAAAGAAACCGUCAUUUCUGAACUCAAGAUCAAAGUUGCUGAUGCAACCAAUGAAAUUGAGAACUUGAAGGAAGAAAUGUCAAGAACCACUGAAGAACUUGACGAUGCCAACAAGGAACUAACUCCCCCCCUCCGUGAGUGAACAAAAAAAAAUUUGUUAAUUUUUUUUUUUUUAAAAAAUUUAUAUAUAAAUUUUAUAAAAAAUAUUUUUUUUCGAAAUUUAAAAAAAAUCCUAAUUUGCAAAAAUUGGAAAGCAAAUAUUGAUUUAAUUUAUUAAAUUUAUGUUUUAAAAUGCAAUUUGUUUAAAAUUAAACAGAAUUAGCUCGAGAUUUCAUUAUACUAAUUAUCACUUAUAUAUCAAUUUCUUUUUUCAUAAAAAAAAAUUUUCUAUUAAAAAAAUUUUUGUCACUCACGAAGGGUGGUUUUUGGGCAAAAAAUAGGGAUUUUUCUAAUGGUUUUGUUCACUCACGGAGGGGGGGAGUAAGAAACAUCAGAAGAGUCAAUAAAGAAAAAGAUACCCAAAUCAGAGAUUUGCAAAACUCCUUAGACCAGCUUCAAAGAUCAAGCGAAAAGAACUUCCAAGGUGACAAAGAAAAACUCGAACUUUUGGACGCUCUUAAGAACGACCUUAGACAAGCCAGAGAAGAGCUUGCUGCUAAGUCCAAGCACGCUGAUGAACUUGAAGAUAUCGUCAAAGCUAAAGACAGAGAAAUCCAGAAACUGACUGGAGAAAAAGCUGAACUCGAAGAAAAACUAGCUGAGCAAAUCAGAGAAAAGAAUGAACUUAAGCUCCACAUAUUGAAGCUUGAAACUGAAAGAAACGAACUUGAAGAGAAACUCAAGCUCGGCCAAGCUGGAAACCCAGAAGAAAUUGCUUACCUUGAGCAUAUGCUUGAAGAUAAGGAUAAGGCACUAAACGAGCUUGAAGAACAGCUUGAAAGCGCUAGAAGAUACCAGCAGCUCUAUGCUCUGAUCAAAGAAGAAAAAGAAGAGCAAGACACUCAAAUCAAAUCUCAAGAAAUCGACCUCAGUGACUUACAAAGACGCAUCAAGGAGCUUACUAGCGAAAACGAAAACCUCAAGUACAAGACUCGUCAAGUCGACAAACUCCAAAAAGAUGUCGCAGCUCUGCAAAAAGAAAACCAGAACUUGAAGCAUAAGAUUGACUACCUUGAAGAAUUCAGUGGAGACAAGUCAUCAGACGUCCAAGAAGCCAUAAACAAAAUGACUGCUGAAAUCGCUCAGAAAGAAAACCAAAUUUCUGAACUCAACGACACCAUCGAUAAGCUCAGAACUGAAUUGUUAGGACUCCACACAAGACACUCUUUAGCAAUGAACAGAAACUUCUUGAUCAGAUUCAUCAACUCAUACAAGAACAAGCAACAGCAGUACUUCAGAACUUGGAUGAGCAAGAAGACCAUCAAAGGAGACUCUCACAUAGUUGUAGCAACCAGCACUAUUGAAAUCCCAGACAACGUCGAAGAAAAAGAAAAGAAACACUACGAAGCUGCUGCCAUUGAAAUGCAAGAGGACAAUAAGACCAUGAUUGAAUGCAACGCAGUCACCAAAGCAAUCAGAGAAGCUGGUAUUCCAAACGAAAAACCAAUCAGCUACCUGAACGUCUUCAAAUUCUUGGAAGAUCUUAUGGACAAGAAAUUCGAAGCUGACAGAAAAGACUUGUCAGAACGCAAAACUCCUAAACCAAUGCCUGACUUCUUAAUGGAGCACCUCAACAAGACCUUCGGUAUUUCUAAACUCGCUAUGAAGCAUUUAGCAGGGUUACUACCAGCUCUUGAUCAACUCUUCAGUGAAGGCAACAAAUAUGCUGCAUUCUACUGCAGACUUCUUCAAAUGUUCCACCCAGACCCAGUUCCUAGUAGCCUUUCUGUGUAUCUUGUCAGAGCUAGAGUUGGCUUCCACCCACUUAUUGACAAGCUAGAAAGAACAAGACAAAACCAAGGCAAGAAGGCAUCUGGACCUAAAGGAAAGGCAAGCGGCCGUGCUGCCUUUGAAGCUGCAGGCACUGGAGGAGUUGCUUUGUUAAGCGACGUUAUUGAGCUCCUGUACACCAUGUUUAUGGGAGACAGAGAAAUGGGAACCCUUGCCUUAGAAUACAUCAAACCAGAAGCAGUCUCACACGAAGAUUUUGUCGCCUACAAGAUUUGCCACAAGAUGGCCAAGCUCGGAAAGACCCCUGAAGCCAUCUUCAACAUGCUUGAUAAAGAUGCUGGUGGCACAAUUGAUGCCAACGAAUUUAUUAGCGGAACCAAAGAAGAUUUAGACCUUUGGAUAUCUGAUGAAAACAUCAAUAAGCUCAUGAGACUCUUACUCCCUUACUUGUAAGAAAAUUAUAAAUUAUAACAUUUCGUUAUCAAGAAAAAGUUUAUUUUAGUAUAACUUUUGGAUAAUAUUUUAUGUAAAGUAAUUAAGAAAAAUAUUAAAAUUUAGAUAGCUUGCAUCCUAAGACAUAAUUUCGGUUUUUCAAGCCAAAACAAUUUUAUUGCAAUUCUAUAGCGUCUUCAGCGCUAUAGAGUAUUGACAAAUGCUUAUCCACAGAAACUCGAAGCUGACGAGCCCCUAAAGAUGGCGAGUCAACUCCAAGUCAACAAAUCCUUGCAAAAGAAUGUCCUUAGUCAGCUUGGAAUUGCUAGUCAUCUUUGGCGGCUCGCCAGAGCCCCAAGUUGCUGUGUAGAAGCAUUUGUCAAGGCAAGCUAUAGCGCUUCAAUUGCUAUACAUAAAACUUAAAAAGAAUUACCUUCCUUUAGCGAGCAGGGAUCUUGCUUGCAGCAAGGGUAGAGUUAGAUACAAGAGGAAAUGGAGAAAUCACCAAAGAAAGCUUUAUGGCUAAGAUUAACAUGAAGAACCUUAUGGAAUGGAAUAGAAGUGAAGAUUGGGUUGUCAGCAAGGCUAGCUAUUUGGUAGCUUUAAUUGACGUUUACAAAGCCAAGCAAAGAAAAGAUACCGCAUUCUUGUUUGGAGAAUACGAAGCCUUUGGAACUGAAGGAGUUAACGCUGAACAAUUCAAAUCAGCUGCACUUAAAUAUGAUCCUUGUCUUUCUGACGAAAGAGUUGCACAAAUCUGGGCUGAAGCAAGCCAAGGCAACGACUCAAUUGGGCCUAAACUGUUCGUCAAAACUAUCACUAAGUAUGGAAUUGGCGGAUAUGGAUUUGGAACAUUCUUGAUUAGAGAAUUAAUGGAUGCUCUUGCAGAAGCGAAAGCAGAAGACGCUAAAAGCCAAGCAUAA